CAAGUUUUUUUAGUAACUACAACGAACUUCUCCAGAAACUAUGGAUACACGCCUCAGUGCCCAGGAUGUGGUGAGAUGUGACCUUUGUGAGACAGCUAUAAUACAGAUGCACUGUGAUUUCUGUCAUGUUAAACUCUGUAAACCCUGUAUUGGAGAUCAUAUUGCUGAUGACUAUAACAAACAUCAAAUCGUUCCAUUCCAACAAAAGAAAUCCACCUUGAUUUAUCCAAAGUGUGCAACACAUCAAACCAAAUUAUAUGAUUUACAAUGCAAGGAAUGUAACUUUCCUGUUUGUUCCUUAUGCUCUGCAACAGAACAGCAUGAAGGACAUAAAUACUUAGUCCUCGCAGAAAUAUACGACUCCAAGAAAAAUGAUAUCGCAAAAGAUACAGAGGAAUUACAAAACAUUAUUUAUCCUACAUACAAAGAAAUCUCAAACGAUCUAGAAACACAGAUUACUAACUUGGAUGAAGAAUAUGAGAAACUUACAACAGCAGUGACAGAACAUGGAAAACAAUGGCACAGAGAAAUUGACAAUGUCAUCAAUACCAUGAAAAAAGAAAUUGGUGAUUUAAAAGAAAAACACUUUGACAUUAUGAAGAAGCAUGCAGAAGAAGUGAUACAAAUACAGACUCUUAUUGAUCAAACUCUGCUCAACUUAAAGGAAAUAGAAGAAUCAAAUGAAGUGUCCAUGAAAAUGAAAUACAGCUCCAGAAACAAAGAAUUCAGCAAACUUUCUCCCAAGGUGAAAGUAUCACUGCCCAUUUUUAAUGCUAAACCAGCAGAUAGAGAACAGCUCAAGAAGUUCUUUGGAUCUCUUGCAUCAUUAUACACUUCAACAGAAGAAAAUGGCUACAAACUAAAGAAACCAGAAACGACAACCAGAGAACUGCUGGAAGAACCAGAACUAAUCACUACUAUAGAUACUGGGUAUGAAAUACUCCGUAGUGUUACCUGUCUCAGUGAAGAAGAAAUCUGGACAAGUGGAGAAGCCAGUGAUAUGAAAUGCUUUAACAUUCAAGGCUCACUAUUCAAGACAAUCGGAAGAAUAUCAGGGAUAUUUCCAAAUGGUAUAGCAGUGACAGGUGAUGGAGAUCUAGUAUACUCUGAAGGGAAGAAAGGGACUAGUACUGUUUAUAAGGUUACAAAUGGUCAGACAAAAAAGAUGAUCAGACUACGGGGCUGGAUACCUUCGCAACUCUGUGUCACCUCCUCUGGUGAUCUACUGGUUACUAUGUACAAUGAUGAUGAAACACGAUCUAAAGUUGUCCGUUUCUCAGGCAUCAUGGAGAAACAAACAAUUCAGUUUGAUAAGGAGGGUAAAUAUUCAGGAAAUCAUAUAAUUAAGUACAUCAGUGAGAACAGAAACCUGGAUAUCUGUGUGGCUGACUGUGAAGUUGGUGCUAUUGUAGUUGUCAACCAAGCUGGAAAAAUCCGAUUUAGAUACACUGGUCAUCUUCCUACUAUAUUUACAUUUCCAAUGUCUUUGUCCGAGAUAAAAUUACAAAUUGUAAAUGUACUUUAUUUCCCCAUCAAUGUAUUGGCGCGGUUCCAAAAAAACCACGUGGAGGGCGGAACAAACAGCUAGACAGAAGCAGGGAUUGGAGCACGUGGAUUGGCGAAAUCAAAGCAUGUAAAUAUAAGGAAUAACUGUCAGAUUUUUCAAUUUCAUGACGAUGAUCAAUCGAUUGGCUUGCGUGAUAAUUUUACGCAUAAACGCCUUCGGCGUUUAUGCAAAUUAUCACGCAACCCAAUCGAUUGAUCACAUCAUGAAAUCGAAAAAUAAGACACUGGCAUCACAACAGACAGUCAGAGUCACAUCCUGACAGCAGACAUCUAUAAUAACUGCAUUCACAUCUUAAACCAGGAUGGACAGUUCCUCCGUUACAUAGAUUACAGUGAUGUGAAGGAAUUUGGUUUAUGUGUGAAUAAAAAUUAUUUGUUUGUUGCUGAAUGGGGAGGAAAGGUUAAGAAAAUUAAUUACCUUGAAU
Saccostrea cuccullata (small rock oyster) is the source of this 1991-nucleotide messenger RNA. RefSeq lists its product as uncharacterized. The transcript is spliced from 2 exons. NCBI's taxonomy places the organism in Eukaryota, Metazoa, Mollusca, Bivalvia, Ostreida, Ostreidae. The record is from RefSeq and is a predicted model, not a curated record. Gene Ontology annotation, molecular function: zinc ion binding. Bases 41 to 1588 code for a protein of 515 amino acids.